Molecule: messenger RNA, 2671 nt
Organism: Microbotryum saponariae
Lineage: Eukaryota; Fungi; Basidiomycota; Microbotryomycetes; Microbotryales; Microbotryaceae
Source: the annotation of a GenBank genome assembly
AUGGGCGCUCCUCAGGGACAGUAUCAGCAGCACGCUCAACAGGGCGCGUACCCGCCGCAGGGGCAACCGGGCCAGGGCCUCGAUCCUCAGCAGCAGGCUGCCCCGCAACGCGCAUUCGACUACGAGGACGUCGAGGACCGCGAUGGAGUCAGGUUGUCUUGGAACGUCUUUGCCGGCAGUCGCAUCGAGUCGACCAGGACCGUCGUCCCCAUCGCUGCGGUGCGUCCGGCACCCUCCUGCCGAGCGCUCGCCGUGUGGUGCUGAUGUGCUCUCUCUCUCUCUCUCUUUCACCUCCCUUCGCAUCUUGCACAGCUCUACACACCUCUCAAAGAACGGGCCGAUCUUCCUCCCGUGCUCUACGAACCCGUGACGUGCAAGACCUGCCGCGCCAUACUCAAUCCGUACUGCCAGAUCGACGUGCGCGGCAAGCUGUGGAUCUGCCCCUUCUGCCUCCAGCGCAACGCGUUCCCUCCCCACUACAAGGACAUCUCGUCCAAUAAUCUCCCCGCCGAACUUUUGCCCAAGUAUACCACCAUCGAAUACACCCUCUCGCGACCGGCGCAGGUGCCCCCCAUCUUCCUCUACGUCGUUGACACCUGCCUCGACGAGGAUGACUUCAAGGCGCUCAAGGAGACCAUCAUCGUCAGCUUGAGCUUGUUGCCCCCUCAGGCUCUCGUCGGUCUCAUCACCUAUGGUACUAUGGUCAGUACCCCAACUUCACCAUCCUCCCCCCCGCACCUGCAUUCAGGCGCUGGUGUUGUGGACCGCGGUCGACGCGUCGCUCACUCUUGCGCCCUAUCGCAAAUUCACAGGCCCAAGUCCACGAGCUCGGCUACUCCGAGUGCCCCAAGUCAUUCGUCUUCCGCGGAUCAAAAGAGUACUCGACCAAGCAGAUCACCGAAAUGCUCGGCUUGACCGCUGCCGUGCGACCGGGAGGACCCGCACCCCCCAACGCACCCCCACCUACCGUCCACGGCGCGGCUCGGUUCCUGCUUCCCAUCAGCCAGGUUGAGUACGGCCUCACAAACGUGUUGGAGAACCUGCAAAAGGACGCAUGGCCGGUCGCGAGUGACAAGCGAGCCCAACGAUGCACUGGUGUCGCCAUGAGUGUCGCCGUCGGUUUGAUGGAGGUAUGUCCUUGUCCGAUCACGAAUCCGUGGUCACCGAUCAAUAGUUUGCUCACGCUUCGCCUUACGUGCAGUCCUCAUUUCCCAACACGGGCGCUCGCAUUAUGCUCUUUGCCGGCGGACCCGCAACCGAAGGCCCGGGUAUGGUCGUCGGUGUCGAGCUGCGAGAGCCGAUCCGGUCACAUCACGACAUUGAGCGCGACAACGUCCGCUACUUCAAGCGAGCGAGCAAAUUCUACGAAUCUCUGGCUCGGCGAGCAGCGCAGAACGGUCACGCGAUCGAUGUUUAUGCCGGAUGCCUGGAUCAGGUCGGUUUGCUCGAAAUGAAGUCGCUUGCCAACUUCACGAACGGCUACAUGAUCCUCGCCGAUUCGUUCAACAUGUCGCUGUUUAAGCAGUCGUUCCAACGCGUCUUUGUCAAGGACGAGCAGGGGCAUCUGCAGAUGGGCUUUAACGCGACGUUCGAUGUGCAGACGACGAAGGAGCUGAAGGUCUCAGGUAUGAUCGGGCAUGCCAUCUCGGCGAACAAAAAGUCCAACUGGGUCGGGGAAACCGAGAUCGGUCUGGGCCAGACGUCGGCAUGGAAGAUUUGCUCGCUGUCGCCCAAGACGUCGAACGCCGUCUACUUUGAGGUCGUCACCCCCGCGGGCCAGCCUCUGCAGCCCGGUGCGCGUGGUAUGAUCCAGUUCGUCACACAUUACCAGCACACGUCGGGCCAGUACAGGCUACGCGUCACCACGAUCGCGCGCAACUUUGCCGAAGCUGGACACCCGUCCAUCUCGGAAAACUUUGACCAGGAGGCCGCGGCCGUGUUGAUGGCCCGUAUCGCCGUCUUCAAGGCCGAGAUCGACGACAGCCCCGACGUAUUGCGCUGGCUCGACCGCAUGCUCAUCCGGCUGUGCCAAAAGUUCGCCGAGUAUCGCAAGGACGACCCGAGCUCAUUCCGGCUCAACGAGAACUUUAUGAUCUACCCUCAAUUCAUGUUCCACCUGCGACGAAGUCAGUUCCUGCAAGUCUUCAACAACUCGCCCGAUGAGACGGCCUACUACCGGCACAUUCUCAACUCGGAGGACGUCAACAACUCGCUCGUUAUGAUCCAGCCGACACUGAUGUCGUACGCGCUCGAGCAACCGCCCGAAGCGGUCUUGCUCGACUCGAUUUCAAUCCAACCCGAGACCGUGCUCUUGCUCGACACGUUCUUCCACAUCCUCAUCUUCCACGGUGGGACGGUCGCGCAAUGGCGUCGUGCCGGCUACCAUGAACAAGAAGGGUAUGAGAACCUCGCCAAGUUGCUCGAUGACCCCAAGGAGGACGCGCAGGACCUCUUGCUCGAUCGAUUCCCGAUCCCUCGUUAUGUCGUGACGGAUGAAGGUGGAUCGCAAGCGCGUUUCUUGUUGAGCAAGUUAAACCCUUCAACAACGCACGUCUCGGGCGCGUCGCAGUACGGUGGUGCACCACAAGGCGCGGCGAUCUUCACCGACGAUGUGUCGCUGCAAAUCUUUAUGGAGCAUCUCAAAAAGUGCGUUCUGCUCGCCUCUCCCUAG